CUUUCACACAGCUGCUCGGAACCAUGACAGAAGAUGACGGAUUCAGUUGUCGCGGAGGGGCAGGUUAAGUUUCGAGAUGGAAACAAGUGGAAAACUCGGUGGGUCGUCCUUCGGAAACCGUCUCCAGUCGCAGACUGUCUCUAUCUUCUGGUGUACAAAGAGAAGAAGAGGGGGAAGGAGAAAGGAAGCAGCCACAAGGAGAGGCUCAGUCUGACACUGGAGGGGAUCUGUGGUGUGGAACCAGGGACUGGUUAUGAUGGAGUGUCCUACACUCUCUCUAUCCUCUGCCUGGCACAUACCGUGGUCCUGGGCUUCAACAGUCGAGAUGCCUUGCUGGCAUGGGAUUCCCAGGUCUGCUUCAGCCUGGGAGAAGUCCACAGGUUAAGUGUCAAUGUGGAGCCAGGUACCAAACUUACAAGUGGCCCUGCCUCUCUCCACCUAUGCAACAACUUAUUGGUCCUCACCAGAGGCAUCCCUCCUGCUAUCAUUGGCCACUGGAAGUUGUCAGCACUACGUCGAUAUGGGGCUGUGCCCAGUGGCUUUGUGUUUGAGGGAGGAACUCGCUGUGGAAUCUGGGCUGGCAUUUUCUUCCUGUCCUGUUCAGAUGGAGAACAUAUAAGUUUCUUAUUUGACUGCAUUGUCAGAGGCAUAACCCCCAGCAAGGGCCUUCAUUGCCUGCGACAUGUCCUGCAAGCAGGUCCCAGUGCUGAUGGCCCAGAGUUGGCUGAGAAACAGAUCCUUCAGGAGACAUCAGAGCUGGAGAAAAGACUCAGCAUGUUGUCUAACUGCAGCCUAGCAAGCAGCACAGCUUCAACUUACAGCUGCAGCACAUCUGCUGCUGAUGACCAAAGUAGCAUAUCCAGCUCCUCCUCUAGCCAAUCAGAUGCAAGUUAUGGAAGCAGACUGCCAUUUUGGAUGGGGUUGUCAGCUAGACCACACCUCUCAGAGACAGCAUCAAACUCCUCCACGGCGAAGUCUUUGUCUGGUUCUGAUGACCAGCUUUAUGCUGCUGUAAUAGAAAGCUCCAGAGCUGAUCCAUCCUCGGCCCAUCUCCAUCCUCGUGGUCUCCAUGACAGUGGAAGACAGAGCUCAUUAGACAGUGGGAUUGGGAUAUCAACAGGCAGCCAGUCCUAUUAUUCAGGAAGCUCCUCUUUGCUUACAGGAAGUCUGGACACAGCUUACCCAGGGGAGGGAGAGGAGUUUGGUUUCUUGAAAAACCUACAAGCUUCUCCUCCUCCUCUUCUACCUCCACCUCCCCCGCCUGCCUUCUCUCCACCAGGUCAUUCUUCUCAACUUUCCUCAAAAAACAGUUCAACUACCUCCCUCUGCCCAUGCGCAUCCAGAUCUAGCUCAUGCACAUCCUGUAGGCACACUGUGGAAAAUCAAAUCCCCAGCCUGAUUGGUCUGUGGUAUGAUACUCCCAGGAAUCUAUUCCAAGCCCCUUCCCUGAGAAACACCUCCAAAGAGGAAAAACUUGAGCUGGGCAGGGACAGCAGGAGCAGUGUAGGUGGAGGGGGUAGACAGGGACAAAAGAUGACCAACAGUCCCAAGGGAUUCAAGGUUCAGCAUCAGGCAACAAUUCAGCACUUAUACUCCUGGGACAGUGAGAGGGCACCUUCUGUGGACAGUGAAGGGAAGCACACACCAAGACAUCAGCUGAUUCCCGGAGACCUGUUUUGUAGAGAUUUGCAGUGCAGUCAUAGUUUAGAAAACUACAUUACACCAGAGCAGUGGCGAUCAGGGAGGACCAAAUGCGUGACUCAGAUUGACAACUCACCAAAAGGCCAGUCACCUUCUGCAGUUACACAAGACCCUUCUCUUUACCAAAGGCAGGAACAUAUUGAGGAAGCUGUUGAUAAGUUAACAGUUCUGAAUGGGUUGCCACCCUUUCAACCACCUUCUUCCCUUCCUCCUAUGCCCCUAGCAUCCAGUAUGCAUAGUCCAAAGACAGCAUUUGGUGUACUUCAGUCUUCCUGUGAGGCUUCUCCAUCGGUGUCUCUGGACACUGAGCUUCAAAGCAACAGCACAGUUAAUAACAUUAACAUCCCUGUUAGCCCUCUGUUCACUGAAACUUACAAAGAGCCCCACUACACAGAGUGGGAUCUGCAGGGGCUUGGCUCAGCAUCAGACUUCAGUGCUGUCAGAGUUUCCUCCCAAGAAGUAUGCUCCCUUGAACAUUAUUGCCAUGGAAACAGAUUGAAGAGUAAGGAUGGAGCAGGGCAGGAAAGACAGACCGACUCAGCUAGAGUGAAGGUGGUGAACGCCACCAAACUCUGCAACCCCUGACUGGCACCUAAAACUAGUUUCCAGUGCUAACUCUAUCUCUCACUUAAAAAGCUUAACUUGGGGUACGAAAAUGCACCUGCUUUUGUGAACAGAUGAUCUCACCAACAUCCAUUCCAUUCAUACUGAGAACGAAAAAUUAAACGUCCUUUACUGCAUGUGCUUUGUGUUUAGUUUGUUUUCAUGUCUUACGGGCCUGUUAUCAAAUUGGUGCUCUCCUGCAUUUGUGAUGACUUUUAGAGUUGUUAAUUUGUUGUCUGAGUUGCCCAAAUAUCUGCUAAAUUUAUAUGAAAAGUUUAAAGUCUGUUUCUUUUAAAUAUUGUUCAAGUAUUUUGAAAAAUGUACUAAAUUGUGAACAGCUUUACAUAUAGAAGACAAAGACAUCAGCUUUGCUUAGUCUGAAACAGUAGUUUCCAUUCUCUUAAAACACAGCUCGAUUUACUUGCCUUGGGUGUGGAUCCAUUUUUGUCAUUCUCAUACCAAGAGGCCAAAAGUGAUAAAGGAGGGUAUGAUUCUUAAAUGGGAUUAAGUCUCAUUGAUUACACUUACACAAUAGAAUCAGCUGAAGUCCUGCUUGCUAUUAUUCCAAAUUACUGCACAAAGGUAUUUCAUUUAAAUCAGCAGCCUAGUAGAUUACACCCAAUGCACACUAAUCCAGACCCAUGUGGUCCAAACAGGAGACAACCAAUUUAUCAGCUAGCAUUAUUCAACACAGUCAUCUCCAUUUCAACUUUGUAAGAGGGCUACAGCUGAUGAAAGGUAAUGUCACAAUGUGUGCUCAUUUGUCACUUCUUUUUAGGUAGCAUCAUAUCAAAUUGUCCAGUGUUUAAUGCCAGUUUAUUUUUUGUUGUUGGACGAGCAAACACUGAAAGACAAGAGAGUACUUGGAAAUAUGAAGUUCCAUUAUUCAUGCCGUAUUUAUUGCAGUGAUAGUCAAGUAAAUUUUACAUUAGUGUUAGUUUUUGGCACUAGCAUAUGAAAAUAUUAAAAAGUACUUACUGUAUGAUGUUUGUACUGCCUUCAUGCUAAUUAUUAAAGGUUGUGACAUUUUCAUGUUUCUUGUUUUUUUUUCACUUAUUGCUUAUUUUAUUAUUGUUAUGCUGUACAUGAAUGUCAUAUAGAUAUUUCUAACAUGUAAUUCCUUAUAGACUCACCAGCCACUUUAUUAAAUAUACCUUUUCAGUGUUUGUGACGUGUUUAGGCAUGAAGUUCAAACAGGAGGGGUAAAAAAGGAGAUUUAAGUGGCCUUAAUGUGACCUGGUUGUUGGUGCCAGAUGAGCUGGUCUGAGUAUUUCAGAAACUGCUAAUCUAAGGGGAUUUUCACACACAACCAUCUCUACAGUUUAAAGACAAAAAAGGAAAAAUAUAAAAUAAGUAGCAGCCAUGUGGAUGAAAAUGCCUUGUUGAUGUCAGAGGCAAAUGGGCAAACUGGUUUGAGAUGAUGGACUCAAAUAACCACUCGCUACAACUAAGGUAUGUGUCAUGCACACUGAAUAAUGGCAAUGUGGUUCCAUAAGAAAAUGUGGUCAUUAUUCACUGCCUUGGUAACUGCGAACAACAGAAAGACAGUCUUGUUUGAGAACUGGCAUCUGAUGCUUCUUUGCAGACUGUCUACUGCAGGAAUGUCAACCUCAUUUUCACCAGCAAUGAAUUAUGAGGAGAAACAAAAACAUAGCAUUGAUGAUAAAUGAUUUUGAAAUUUAAAAAAGUAAAAAUGGUACAUUUAAAGGCUCAAAAUCUGAGA
This is a messenger RNA of Cheilinus undulatus (humphead wrasse), 4027 nucleotides long. Its product is annotated as protein Dok-7-like. The record is from RefSeq and is a predicted model, not a curated record. Gene Ontology annotation, biological process: positive regulation of protein tyrosine kinase activity; neuromuscular junction development. Gene Ontology annotation, molecular function: protein kinase binding. Bases 34 to 2286 code for a protein of 750 amino acids. NCBI's taxonomy places the organism in Eukaryota, Metazoa, Chordata, Actinopteri, Labriformes, Labridae. The transcript has 13 exons.